This is a messenger RNA of Fomitopsis serialis, 4575 nucleotides long. RefSeq lists its product as uncharacterized. The record is from RefSeq and is a predicted model, not a curated record. Gene Ontology annotation, biological process: proteolysis. Lineage: Eukaryota; Fungi; Basidiomycota; Agaricomycetes; Polyporales; Fomitopsidaceae. The transcript is spliced from 14 exons. Gene Ontology annotation, molecular function: cysteine-type peptidase activity. The coding region runs from base 1 to 4575 and encodes 1524 amino acids.
AUGCUCGCUGAAGAGUGCAGGGAGACAUGGACGAGUGUGGCUUGGGAUUCGACUGUCCCCAGCUUCAGUAGCUCGGUGCUACUGACCACCGAAGACCUGGCAUCCCUGCUUUCCGAUCAGUGGGUCAACGAUGACAUGGUUAAUGCUGGGCUGGAUCUCAUCUCCCGACGACUCUCAGACAACAGCCGUACUCGCGUCGUACACUGCCUAUUCAUCGCAUCAUUGCAGCGCGUGCAUAGUCGUGGCACAUACGCGCCACGGAGACAAACACCUGUUGACAUUGCUAUUCAGGCCGACGAUGUUGAUGAGCUCGUGUUCACACUGUUCAUACACAACUCCCACUGGACGGUUCUUGUCAUAUCACUCCCUACGUAUACCUAUACGUACUGCGACUCGAAGAAUGCUGCCGCCAAACCGCCGAACGAAACGAUCAAACUUCUUGAGUGGUGGCUGGGUCAUCUGCGCUCCGACCUUGUCGCAAAAUCACUUGUCGUGUCGCCUUCGCCCUCUUGGCAUGCCCCGAGACAGGCAGACUGCAACUCAUGUGGGAUCGUUUGUCUUAGUCUUAUCGCCGCAAAGCUUCUUGACUACGAACCAUGGACACAAUCGACAUCAGCCCAGCAUCAAAUGGAGUGGUAUCUUCGGCUUUCCGAAGCGCUGCAAGAUGCCAGCGAGCGCAAACACGAUAAGACCUCAUCGACCUCUACACCAAAGCCUCCAUGUACACCCACUUCUGCGACGAAGGCUAGGGCUGCUGCUGCACUCGCCCAGGCUGUCGCUGACUCGUCAGAGGCCGAUCAGCGCCAGAUAAAGCAGGUGAGACGCACCACAGGAGGCACAUCAUCUCACGCGUCAGACUCUGCCGACUCUUCCCUUCAGGCUUCGCGUCAAGGCAGGGCAGAGUCGAAGCGUGGCACGAAGACAUCAUCAUCGUGGUUGAAGCAGAAAGCCCUGCGCAAUCGUGUUCACGAUGGCACUUUCAAAAUCAAUAACAGCAAGCUACAGUCGUUUCGAGACAAGGUCCGUGUGGACGACACCCAUGCCGAGUUCAAGGCAAACGACAUUCUAGCAGUACGGUGCUCGGCAUGUGCGGAGUGGUUGACUAUGCGUGUACCUUACGAUAUUAAGAACUGGAAGACUCAUCGUGCUACGAAAAAGUGUUCACGCAAUGCUGCGUCUGGGCGAUCAAACAUCUCACUGCAGAAGAUGUUCGCCAGCAAUGCACGUCCCGCGAAACCCAAGCCUAUCCAAAAGCUCCCGUGUCCAGGCCUGACGCGUGAGUCCAACAAGAAGGUGGCGCGUUAUCUUCGUCGAACGAGCACACCUGGGGGCGGCGCACCUUCCCGCAUGAAGAUCGCACAGGAUCUCUUCAGACUCAAAAAGAAGAAAGCACGCUGGGCCUCGCUAUCGGACAGGCGACGGCAGAUGGUGCUCCGCCAUGAACAAACACUCUAUCGCUGGGUGAACCGGAGGGAUGUCGGGGCAGUCUUUGCUACCGAUUGCCACGUUUUUGUGGCCGUCUUAGGAGAUGACAAGGAACCACCUCCCUGCCUCGCGUGUUUAGGACUGUACGGUGUCCAUACAUACCAAGUUCAGCUGAAUCGACCUUUGCCGGACGAAGACAAAAUGAAGUUUGUCCCGAUCAUUUAUCGCUGCCAAGACCUAGGGGAGCUGUACCUCAAAUAUAAGGGCCUUCGUCAACUAGUCGAGACGGAUGAUGGUCGCUUGCCAUGGCUCAGAUUCAGUCAGGGUGUCGUAGCCGGGCACUAUCGUGACUAUGACGUACUCCUUGGAUGUGUAGAGGCCAUAGUCACGAAAGUGACCCGUAUACAAAGAGGCAAAUCACUACGUGGCAUGGUAUAUCCACGCAUCUUCACGGACUUUGUCAACCAUCUUGCAAUGAUCUCUCCAUGUGGGUACAAGGUGUUUCAACACCACUUCGGAGGACCUGCAUUCCGGAGCAUACGUCGGUGGAGAACGAAACUCUCUGGGUUUCUUCCUGGAUUUGUGGCAAGCAACAUAGACACUGCCGCAUCUGUGCUUCAACAGCUGGAUUAUCAUGGUCCAGUUGCCCUCGCCUGGGACGAUACAUUGAUGGAGGCGGCACUCUCGAUCUGGCAAGAAUCAAAGGAUAGCACCUGCCUCAUUCUGGGUGCUGCCAGCGGUAUUAUCGAGGUCUCCGAGUCCGACGACCUAGACGAGGUCUUUGAGCGAGCGAAGCUAGACAGAGCAGAUAAGCUUCGCCUCUAUGUCUUGACAAUCCCUUUGCACAAGGUACCUCCUAUCAUCAUUGCUGCGAUCACCCGUGGCUCUCGGGAUGAUGCCGAAUCACUCACCAAGAUGCACCUCGAAGUCGUUCAGCUCCUCAACAAUGCGAAGAUCUACCCCGUUUCUUUUGCGUCUGACGGGUCUGACGUUGAGCGGUCACUACAGCGGAACAUCUUGAAUACAGCAGAGCGAUAUAUUCCCUACGUCAUUGAGCAUUCCACUGGCAUUCCUGCUUGUCGAGUCGAGCUUCAACUUCAUCUCUUUGCUGAUAACCACCCCGCCACCACUUCGCAAGACCCUGAGCAUGCGCGCAAGACCACUCGUAAUCAAUGUCUCACGGGAUCACACAUUCUUGCCGCUGGAAAUCAUCCUUUAUACUUCGCACAAGUCCGUGACUUUGCGAUACAACCUCACACUCCACUCUUCCGUCGCAAUGUCGAGAAGGUCGACAAGCAAGAUGACCGAGCUGCUGCCCGUUUCUUCUCAGCCGAAGCUCUCUCGCAGCAUCUGCAACUGUUCCCUGAGAGGGUCGCGCUAUCUACGUAUAUGUUCGUCCUUGGUGAAGGUAUUGAUGCGUGGCUGAAUCGGAAUAUGGUCUUGCGCAUGCGCUUCUUCUUAAUGGUGUGGCGUAGUUUCAUUGAUCAUCAUCCCGAAUACUCGCCCCACAUUCAGUUCAUCUCGCACGAAUCCUAUGACAUAUUCCUCACGCUGUGCAACAGCCUACUCUCCUUGAUCUUGAUCUAUCGCCUCUGGUACCCAUCCUAUCCCCUCCUCCCGUGGCUUCACUCCACCUCGCCUGUUGAACAUACCUUUGGUGUCCUGCGCACACUAAAGAAAGACUUCACCUACAUCGACAUGAUCCACUUGGAGCCGAAGCUACGAAUCCUGAUCCUUGGCGACUUCGCAAACAUCUCACCUGAAGAGCAGGCUAACCGGACGGCAGGAGGCUAUGCGCACACGUACUACAGUGCAGACGACCUUGACCUCAAGAACCUCCUGAUGUGGCCUACGGAUAGCGAGCUGAGAGGUGCUUCAAAUGCGGCAUAUGAGGAGGCAUCUCAACUACUUGCUGUCCUUGGAAUAGAUGCUGCGCGCAUGCUACGUGACUAUCAAGCCCCGUCAGCCUCUCGUGCGCAAUCUGCAAGUGGACCCAGAGAGCCGCAGACACUCGCACAACUACUUGCUCUGUACGACCAUACCUCAUUCCAGUCUCAGGCCGAUGAAAGCGAGUUCGACAAGUGUGUGGCUGCCUUGGUCACUGAGAGUACUGAUCGAAGCUUGGCUAUAUCAAAUCUACCGGAUGCUCAAGAGACCAAGAUUUUGGCUAUCAAGGACAGUAUUGCCUCACAGGUAACCUCUCAAUCGACACCCGCAGCCAAGAGUGGUGUUAGCGUCCCUGGCGAAACACUUGUGUCCAUGACCCCUGAGCCAUGCCGUAUUCGUAACGCAGAUCUCGUUGCCCAGCGCACUCGUCACCAGACAGCUUUUACAGCCAAGGCCAUACAUAGCAUUGAAGAGCCCAACGGUGCCAGACCACCAAAUUUACGUGACGAACUUCUGCGACGACUCAAGACACUGGGUCCAAGCAUCGAGAACUCACUGCCAAGUACAACUGCCGGUGCUGAUCGCCACGUUCGACACACUGGGCAGUUUAAAUUCGGACUACUGCGUCAACAGGCAUUUCUGCCACUGCAGGAUAUACACGAGACAAUAGCUACUGCAAAUAUCAACUUACUUUGUCCGCUUGCAAGCGGAGAUUUUGUCAUGGCACGACACCCUCGUGCGGACGCAGCACAGGAGAUAUUGAUUGGCCGAGUGAUGACUCUAUAUGCCAAGAGCGAUGGGCGCGGUGCCAAGCACGACUGGACAGCAUCUGCCCAUAGCAUUGGGGCAGUGUCCUACGUGAUGGUGCAAGUCUACACGGUUCUUCAAGGCUCCCUUUACACCUCUAUCACACAGCCUCAAAUCCAGGCGACGACUUUCUUGCGCAUUCCACGGACCCAUUUGAUCAUGUCCCUCAGUUCAUUCUCGGGAGACAUAACAGUACAGGCACUCCAGUUCGGUGAUGCUUCACCGAUGGAGUUUGUUGCACUUGGCGCACGCGUGUCCCAACUCCUGAGGACUCUCACCAACCGGAAGAGUGACGUUUGUAGGGCAGUCAAGACACUUUGCCAGCUUCUGAACCCGCGGCGGAAACCAGUUGCACCGGCUUCUGCGGCGGCAAGUGCAGCUAACCCGACUGAAGUGUUGCAGAUGGUUGGUGAUGGAUUCGAAGAGAGCUCUGACAGCGACGAGAGUGCGUCGUAG